CGAAUCGGAUUCGCGUCGUUUUCUAAGGAAAAAAAAAUGGCGCAACAAUCGUUGAUCUACAGUUUCGUCGCUCGCGGCACCGUAAUCCUUGUCGAGUUCACAGAUUUCAAAGGCAAUUUCACAUCUAUCGCUGCUCAGUGCCUUCAGAAGCUUCCUUCUUCGAACAACAAGUUUACCUAUAACUGCGAUGGUCAUACGUUCAAUUACCUUGUCGAAAAUGGAUUCACCUAUUGUGUUGUUGCAGUUGAUUCUGCUGGGAGGCAGAUUCCUAUGGCUUUCUUGGAACGAGUGAAGGAGGAUUUUAACAAGAGAUAUGGUGGUGGAAAGGCUGCAACUGCUCAAGCAAACAGCUUGAAUAAAGAAUUUGGGUCGAAACUGAAAGAGCACAUGCAGUAUUGUAUGGACCACCCUGAUGAGAUUAGCAAGCUUGCUAAGGUGAAGGCUCAAGUGUCUGAAGUUAAAGGUGUAAUGAUGGAAAACAUUGAGAAGGUUCUUGACCGUGGUGAGAAGAUUGAGCUUUUGGUGGACAAAACAGAAAACCUUCGUUCACAGGCGCAAGAUUUCAGAACACAAGGAACUCAAAUGAGAAGAAAGAUGUGGUUUCAGAACAUGAAGAUAAAACUGAUUGUUCUUGCAAUUAUCAUUGCCUUGAUUCUCAUCAUCAUCCUCUCGGUUUGUGGGGGAUUCAACUGCGCCAUCAUGCUGAAGACGUUUUCGACUCCGGCUGAUUUCGCGGUUGUUUUGUCGGAAAAUCUCCGACGCCGGUCCGAAGGCUUCUGGACUAGACGUGAUUUGGCGUCUAAUCGAUGGAUAGAUGCUAUCGUGCGCGGGGUUAAACGCAUAGCUGCGACUACAUUGUUAAGGAAACAGACGGAGAUGAGUAAUCAAAACCACCUCCGGCCUCCACAAGCUGUCAAGUUUGGUCGCCGGACGUCCAGUGGUCGCAUUGUUAGCCUCUCCCGUGACGAUGACAUGGACGUCUCUGGCGAUUACUCCAGCCAAAAUGAUUACAUCAAUUACACCGUCCUCAUGCCUCCAACACCAGACAACCAACCUGCUGGCUCCUCCGGGUCUACCUCGGAGUCGAAAGGUGAUGCUAACCGAGGUGGAGGAGGAGGAGACGGGCCUAAGAUGGGGAAUAAGCUGGAGAGGAGAUUAUCUGUCAUGAAAUCUAAUAACAAAUCAAUGUUGUUGAGGAGCCAGACGGGAGAUUUUGAUCAUAACAGGUGGUUGUUUGAAUCGAAAGGAAAAUACGGAAUUGGAAACGCGUUUUGGUCAGAAGAGGAUGAUACCUAUGAUGGUGGCGUUAGCAAGUCCGAUUUCUUAGACAAGCCAUGGAAACCUCUCACGAGGAAAGUUAAUGUCCCGGCCAAAGUUCUUAGUCCCUACAGGUUAUUAAUCGUGAUUCGUCUUGUGAUAGUCUUCUUCUUCCUUUGGUGGCGUGUUACGAAUCCUAAUGAGGAUGCUAUGUGGCUAUGGGGACUGUCGAUAGUCUGCGAGAUUUGGUUCGCUUUCUCUUGGAUUCUUGACAUUCUUCCGAAGCUAAACCCUAUAAACAGAGCCACGGACCUUGCUGCCUUGCAUGACAAAUUUGAGCAGCCCUCUCCGUCAAAUCCCACUGGUCGCUCUGAUCUUCCCGGUGUUGAUGUGUUUGUUUCCACGGCUGACCCAGAAAAAGAACCGCCUUUAGUCACUGCAAACACCCUUCUCUCGAUCCUUGCCGUGGAUUAUCCAAUUGAGAAGCUUUCUGCCUACAUUUCAGACGAUGGUGGUGCAAUUCUCACCUUUGAAGCCAUGGCUGAAGCUGUUCGUUUUGCUGAGUAUUGGGUGCCAUUUUGCAGAAAACAUGAUAUAGAGCCACGGAACCCGGAUAGUUACUUUAACAUUAAAAAGGACCCAACAAAAAACAAGAAAAGGCAAGAUUUCGUCAAAGAUCGUCGUUGGAUCAAGCGUGAGUAUGACGAAUUCAAGGUCAGGAUCAAUGGUCUUCCAGAACAAAUCAAGAAAAGAGCUGAACAGUUCAACAUGAGAGAAGAGCUCAAGGAAAAGCGGAUUGCCCGAGAGAAAAAUGGGGGAGUAUUGCCGCCAGAUGGGGUUGAGGUGGUAAAAGCAACGUGGAUGGCUGAUGGUACGCAUUGGCCAGGGACAUGGUUUGAACCUAAACCUGAUCAUUCAAAAGGUGAUCACGCCGGAAUUCUACAGAUCAUGAGCAAAGUGCCUGAGCUUGAACCGGUGAUGGGCGGACCGAAUGAAGGCGCGCUGGAUUUCACAGGGAUUGAUAUUCGCGUACCUAUGUUUGCUUAUGUCUCGCGUGAGAAACGUCCAGGUUUUGACCACAACAAGAAAGCCGGUGCCAUGAAUGGAAUCGACCCAUCUGAUCGAUAUGCAAAUCACAAUACCGUCUUCUUCGACGGGAACAUGAGAGCGCUAGAUGGGUUACAAGGUCCCGUCUAUGUCGGAACAGGGUGUAUGUUCCGAAGGUAUGCUCUCUAUGGAUUCAACCCACCUCGAGCCAAUGAGUACUCAGGCGUGUUUGGUCAGGAAAAGGCUCCAGCUAUGCAUGUCCGGACUCAGUCCCAAGCAUCCCAAACGUCCCAAGCGUCUGAUUUAGAGUCUGAUACACAGCCUCUUAAUGAUGAUCCAGAUCUUGGUCUGCCCAAAAAGUUUGGUAAUUCGACAAUGUUCACAGACACUAUUCCGGUUGCAGAGUACCAAGGACGGCCUCUAGCAGAUCACAUGUCAGUUAAAAACGGAAGACCACCCGGUGCUUUGCUCCUGCCACGACCUCCCCUUGACGCUCCAACUGUGGCUGAAGCCAUCGCUGUCAUUUCUUGCUGGUAUGAAGACAAUACCGAAUGGGGAGAUAGAAUCGGAUGGAUUUACGGCGGAAGAGACGACGCUUAUACUUGCAACAAAGCUCUUCCCUUGAAUCUCAAGAAACCUAAUGUUGUUAAAGCAAGUUCGGAGUUGAAGAAGAACGAACAUCAGAGAUCUCAUGAUUUUGCGGCAGAGACUAAGAAAAAGACUGAGUUUUUGGUGCCGAAGAAGAACACAGAUGAAAGAUCUAAGACUCGUGAAGAAACUGGAGUGAAGAAGCAAUCGGCUCUACCUAUGAAACUUUCUAAAAACCCUAGAUCUGGGGUUCAUGCAACGGGAGAGAUUAAGCAAACUUUGAAGAAAUCUGCUCCAGCAACAUCAAGGCCACUCAAGUUGAAGAAUCAUCAACCUGUGAAAGUAUCUGAAGACCCUAAAUAUUGCCCUGUCUUGAAGAAGAACGACACGGAGACUCUAGAACUGUUCGAAAUAGCCAAGAAAUCAGCUGAUGUGGCUAACACAAAGGGUCUUCUCGCGGCUGAAGUAGAGACAUCAAUCUGCGUAGACACACUCUCUUUACUCAUGGAGUUCCCCAUCAGCGCAACUGCUACUGAAACAAGACGGAUCAUGGUGAGGCUUGAGAAUCUUACAAAACACAAGAACCGAAAAAUCUGCAAUUCUGCAGCAGCACUUCUUCAAUGUUGGAGGCAUAGCAUCAGAGAUCAAGAACUGAGAGAGUCCCGUAAAACGCAAGGCUAAUGUCACAAGAGAAUCUUCAAAAAACAAGGGAAUGAAAUUAGUAGGCUUGUGACUUGACAAAGUUGGUUGCUUAUUUUUUUUGAUAAAUUAGCAUUGUAGUCACUACUUCAAUUACAUUACCCAAAGCUAACAGUGAGAGGAAUAUGUAUUAAGGAUUUUCACAAUCUCUCUUUGUGUUAUUAUUCAAGUUAAGUGUGUAUAUCUUCUGUUUAUGCAAUCAAUGAAAUUGGAGUUUGUCC
Molecule: messenger RNA, 3812 nt
Organism: Arabidopsis arenosa
Lineage: Eukaryota; Viridiplantae; Streptophyta; Magnoliopsida; Brassicales; Brassicaceae
Source: the annotation of a GenBank genome assembly